This is a messenger RNA of Paramecium pentaurelia, 1091 nucleotides long. The record is from the annotation of a GenBank genome assembly. NCBI's taxonomy places the organism in Eukaryota, Ciliophora, Oligohymenophorea, Peniculida, Parameciidae.
AUGAUAAUUAUUAAUAGAUUAAUUAAUGUUUAGCAAUUGCUUUUGAUAAAACAGGAUCAAUCAUAAUUUCUUGUGAGAAUUACGAGAUUAAAAUUUGAAAUUUUGAAUAAGGAAGAUUAAAAUUAAUUAAUUCAUAUUAAAAACAUAAUUAGGUUGUUGCAUGUUUGGUAUAUAGCAAAUUAAGAAAUAACUUUAUUUCUGGUUCUCGUGAUAAGACUAUUAUAGGUUGGCGAUAAAUUAAUCAAAAAGAUUGGAAAGAUUCAUAGCCAUUCUAAUAACAUAAUCAAUAGGUUAAUUUUGAUGCUAAAUAAAAAGGAGGAUCAACUUAUUUAAGCAGGUUAGGAUAAUUCAAUAAAAGUUUGGAAUGUUGAUGUUAUUAAGAAUGAGCUUAACUUUAAAUACUCAUUAGAUAAACAUAGUAAUAGUGUAGAUUCAUUUAAUUUUAAUUCAUCUGAAACAGUAUUGAUAUCUAGUGUAUAUUGUCAUUUUAUCAUAUGGGAGAAAGGAGCAUUAGGAAAAUGGGAAUUUAAAUAUAUAUUUGAAUAAAGUGAGUAUUUAUUUUAAUUAUUUACAAAUUUUUUGAAUUUAGCAUUAUUAUUAUUUAAAAAGUCAAGUUCUUCAAUAUUCUAUAUGAAAUUAAUUAUUUUUAAUUUUAUGAUGUAUAAAAAAAUGUUUCAGAUUCUGGACGUAAAAUAUAUUUAAUUAAUGAUCAACAAUUACUUUGGGUAACUCUAAAAAAGAAUGUUGAUGAUAUUUUGGUUUUUGAAAUAUAGAAUGGAGUCUUUUAGUAAAAUAAUAAUAAAAUUAUCAAAUCGAAUAACAAUAAUGAAUGUGAGGAUGAUAAAUAUUUCUCAAUGAUUCACAAUAAAGAUAAAAAUAUAAUAUUGGUAAGACAUAAACAUCAUAUCUAUCUGAUUAGCGAAUUAAAUCAUGGCACAUUUAAUAUUAUGGCAUCAUUAAAUUGUUAAAAUGAUAAGAUUUUUGGAACUAUGACCAAUAAUGGAUAGUAUUUAGUAUUUUUGGAUAACAAAUAUAAAAAGUAUUCAUUUAUUAUUUAUCAUUCAAAAAAUUUAAAGUAUAUUCAAUUGUGA